Molecule: messenger RNA, 992 nt
Organism: Branchiostoma floridae (Florida lancelet)
Lineage: Eukaryota; Metazoa; Chordata; Leptocardii; Amphioxiformes; Branchiostomatidae
Exons: 5
Coding region: 171-992 (273 amino acids)
Source: RefSeq, a predicted model, not a curated record
GUUGCCGAACCGUUGUAAACACCUGUUUCUCCCCCGGGUACUACUUCUGCUUCACUUCCUGGUCAGACACCGCAACUGAUGGUUUCGUAGUCGCCAGUGGAAGCUGUAAAUGUAGACCCUUACUGGGGAGUCGAGAGCUAGAGGUUGUGUCUGAUGUCGACACGACGAUCAUGUCAUCGGUAAGAAUUGACGUUGCACGUCUAUCAGGGGAGGUGAGCAAGUUGGUUCCAAACGCAACUGUCAACAGAUAUUGUCUAACCCGCCUUGCCAAUAGAAUCUCCAAAAUAGCAUCGGUGGUCAUUAAGGAUGAUUCAAGGCGGAUAGUCCUAUCCCCAGAUGAAGCUGAAAGCCACCAGCAAGCGCUACGCGAGUUCCAUAGCCUUCUUGAAGGGGUUCAGGACUACCUGACCAUUUUCUCCCAAGACAUCCAAAACGUGGCACCCAUCUUGGGUCCGGAAAACGUCAGAUCCGACUUCGACGCGUUUGGUGAUCGGCUGCGUCGGCUCUUGCCAAGAUUAGUGCUCGCCCUUAGAGAUGAAGAGAAGACCGAGAUUGUGGAGGAGUUUUCAGAGAACAAAAUGAAGAAGGAAGAUGAGGAAGACGCCAGAGCAGACCGGGGUGAUGUGGAUAAUACGCCUGUAGAGCCUGGAGGGGUUGAAGGUCAACAACCAGGCGGAGGCAAUGUUGUAGCUUCCGAGUAUGGAAGGCCUGUGUGCGCGGCUCAGGACAACCCCCCUUUCAUCAGUAUAGAAGAUUUGCACUUCAGCCCGGUCCCUGAGAACGAGAUACAGGGAAGCGAGAGGAGCGAGCUGGGCAGUGUCUACAGGGGUGCGUACAUGAACACUCCAGUCGCCAUCAAGAAGCUGCAUGUACGGGAUGGUGGACCCCACUAUGACCGACAGGACAGCCAGACAUCAGCCAUGGAUCUCCGAAGUGAGGCUGAAGUUCUCAUGAAAUUCCAGUCCGAAAAUGUUGCAGCUACCUCCUGGUGA